AUGAUCUCCAAUGCGUCCAAUCCUGACAAACCUCUGUCAGCACGGAUUGACAGAGCCAGGGGUUCUAUAGGAGGGGGGGCUGACUCCUCCUCCUCCACUGGACCACUUCCACACCGGCACAGACCCACCAGCUCUGAACCCAGACUAUCCACGCACGGCUCUGUGGGAGCUGUGGGAGACAACUGGGCGGUGGUUGGGAGAAUGCCGGAGUACGGGGCUCAGCCCCCGUGGCCGGUACUGAAGGAGGGCCUCCUGGAGAAGCGCAGUGACGGGCUGCUGCAGCGGUGGAAGAAGAAGCGGUGCGCGCUCACGGAGGACGCGGUGCUGCUGCACGAGCCCUCCGCGCCGCCGCACGCGCUCCGGAACCCAGCCAAAGUCAAAGAGCUGCACUUCGCCAACAUGAAGACCGUUGACUGCGUGGAGCGGAAGGGUCAGUACGUGUACUUCACGGUGGUGAUGGCGGAGGGGCGGGAGAUAGACUUCAGGUGCCCCCAGGACGCGGGCUGGAACGCGCAGAUCACGCUGCAGAUGGUGCAGUACAAGAACCGGCAGGCCGUGCUCGCGGUGCGCUCCACGCGACACAAGCAGCAGCUACUUGUUGUGCACGCGCACAAGACGCACAGAAUGGCGUCCAGCGUGGCACGUCAGUCUUCACUGCAGACGUCAGUCUUCGCUGCAGACGUCAGCCUUCACUGCAGACGUCAGUCUUCACUGCAGACGUCAGUCUUCGCUGCAGACGUCAGUCUUCACUGCAGACGUCAGCCUUCACUGCAGACGUCAGUCUUCGCUGCAGACGUCAGUCUUCGCUGCAGACGUCAGCCUUCACUGCAGACGUCAGUCUUCACUGCAGACGUCAGUCUUCGCUGCAGACGUCAGGCUUCGCUGCAGACGUCAGUCUUCACUUCAGACGUCAGUCUUCGCUGCAGACGUCAGCCUUCACUGCAGACGUCAGUCUUCGCUGCAGACGUCAGUCUUCGCUGCAGACGUCAGUCGUCAGUCUUCACUGCAGACGUCAGCCUUCACUUCAGACGUCAGUCUUCACUGCAGACGUCAGUCUUCGCUGCAGACGUCAGUCUUCACUUCAGACGUCAGUCUUCGCUGCAGACGUCAGCCUUCACUGCAGACGUCAGUCUUCGCUGCAGACGUCAGUCUUCGCUGCAGACGUCAGCCUUCUCUGCAGACGUCAGUCGUCAGUCUUCACUGCAGACGUCAGUCUUCACUGCAGACGUCAGCCUUCACUUCAGACGUCAGUCUUCACUGCAGACGUCAGUCGUCAGUCUUCACUGCAGACGUCAGUCAUCGCUGCAGACGUCAGUAGUCAGUCUUCGCUGCAGACGUCAGUCUUCGCUGCAGUCGUCAGUCUUCGCUGCAGACGUCAGCCUUCGCUGCAGACGUCAGCCUUCGCUGCAGACGUCAGCCUUCGCUGCAGACGUCAGCCUUCGCUGCAGACGUCAGUCUUCACUUCAGACGUCAGUCUUCGCUGCAGACGUCAGCCUUCACUGCAGACGUCAGUCUUCGCUGCAGACGUCAGUCUUCGCUGCAGACGUCAGCCUUCUCUGCAGACGUCAGUCGUCAGUCUUCACUGCAGACGUCAGUCUUCACUGCAGACGUCAGCCUUCACUUCAGACGUCAGUCUUCACUGCAGACGUCAGUCGUCAGUCUUCGCUGCAGUCGUCAGUCUUCGCUGCAGACGUCAGUCUUCGCUGCAGACGUCAGCCUUCGCUGCAGACGUCAGCCUUCGCUGCAGACGUCAGCCUUCGCUGCAGACGUCAGCCUUCGCUGCAGACGUCAGCCUUCGCUGCAGACGUCAGCCUUCGCUGCAGACGUCAGUCUUCACUUCAGACGUCAGUCUUCACUGCAGACGUCAGUCUUCACUUCAGACGUCAGUCUUCGCUGCAGACGUCAGUCUUCGCUGCAGACGUCAGUCUUUGCUGCAGACGUCAGCCUUCUCUGCAGACGUCAGCCUUCACUGCAGACUUCAGACGUCAGUCUUCGCUGCAGACGUCAGUCUUCGCUGCAGACGUCAGUCGUCGCUGCAGACGUCAGCCUUCUCUGCAGACGUCAGUCGUCAGUCUUCACUGCAGACGUCAGUCUUCGCUGCAGACGUCAGUCUUCGCUGCAGACGUCAGUCUUCACUGCAGACGUCAGUCUUCGCUGCAGACGUCAGUCUUCGCUGCAGACGUCAGUCUUCGCUGCAGACGUCAGUCUUCACUGCAGACGUCAGUCUUCGCUGCAGACGUCAGCCUUCGCUGCAGACGUCAGCCUUCGCUGCAGACGUCAGCCUUCGCUGCAGACGUCAGCCUUCGCUGCAGACGUCAGCCUUCGCUGCAGACGUCAGCCUUCGCUGCAAACGUCAGCCUUUGCUGCAGACGUCAGCCUUCGCUGCAGACGUCAUUCUUCACUUCAGACGUCAGUCUUCACUGCAGACGUCAGUCUUCACUUCAGACGUCAGUCUUCGCUGCAGACGUCAGUCUUCGCUGCAGACGUCAGUCUUCGCUGCAGACGUCAGCCUUCUCUGCAGACGUCAGCCUUCACUGCAGACGUCAGUCGUCAGUCUUCACUGCAGACGUCAGUCGUCAGUCUUCGCUGCAGACGUCAGUCUUCGCUGCAGACGUCAGUCUUCGCUGCAGACGUCAGCCUUCUCUGCAGACGUCAGCCUUCACUGCAGACGUCAGCCUUCACUGCAGACGUCAGUCGUCAGUCUUUGCUGCAGACGUCAGUCUUCACUGCAGACGUCAGUCUUCGCUGCAAACGUCAGCCUUCGCUGCAGACGUCAGCCUUCGCUGCAGACGUCAGCCUUCGCUGCAGACGUCAGCCUUCGCUGCAGACGUCAGUCUUCGCUGCAGAUGUCAGUCUUCGCUGCAGACGUCAGUCUUCGCUGCAUACGUCAGUCUUCACUGCAGAAGUCAGUCUUCGCUGCAGACGUCAGUCUUCGCUGCAGACGUCAAUCUUCGCUGCAGACGUCAGUCUUCGCUGCAGACGUCAGCCUUCGCUGCAGACGUCAGCCUUCGCUGCAGACGUCAGCCUUCGCUGCAGACGUCAGCCUUCGCUGCAGACGUCAGCCUUCGCUGCAGACGUCAUUCUUCACUUCAGACGUCAGUCUUCACUGCAGACGUCAGUCUUCGCUGCAGACGUCAGCCUUCGCUGCAGACGUCAGUCUUCGCUGCAGACGUCAGUCUUCACUUCAGACGUCAGUCUUCGCUGCAGACGUCAGUCUUCGCUGCAGACGUCAGCCUUCGCUGCAGACGUCAGCCUUCGCUGCAGACGUCAGCCUUCGCUGCAGACGUCAGCCUUCGCUGCAGACGUCAGCCUUCGCUGCAGACGUCAGCCUUCGCUGCAAACGUCAGCCUUCGCUGCAGACGUCAGCCUUCGCUGCAGACGUCAUUCUUCACUUCAGACGUCAGUCUUCACUGCAGACGUCAGUCUUCACUUCAGACGUCAGUCUUCGCUGCAGACAUCAGUCUUCGCUGCAGACGUCAGUCUUCGCUGCAGACGUCAGCCUUCUCUGCAGACGUCAGCCUUCACUGCAGACGUCAGUCGUCAGUCUUCACUGCAGACGUCAGUCGUCAGUCUUCGCUGCAGACGUCAGUCUUCGCUGCAGACGUCAGUCUUCGCUGCAGACGUCAGCCUUCUCUGCAGACGUCAGCCUUCACUGCAGACGUCAGCCUUCACUGCAGACGUCAGUCGUCAGUCUUUGCUGCAGACGUCAGUCUUCACUGCAGACGUCAGUCUUCGCUGCAAACGUCAGCCUUCGCUGCAGACGUCAGCCUUCGCUGCAGACGUCAGCCUUCGCUGCAGACGUCAGCCUUCGCUGCAGACGUCAGCCUUCGCUGCAGACGUCAGCCUUCGCUGCAGACGUCAGCCUUCGCUGCAGACGUCAUUCUUCACUUCAGACGUCAGUCUUCACUGCAGACGUCAGUCUUCACUGCAGACGUCAGUCUUCACUUCAGAUUUCAGUCUUCGCUGCAGACGUCAGUCUUCGCUGCAGAUGUCAGUCUUCGCUGCAGACGUCAGCCUUCUCUGCAGACGUCAGCCUUCACUGCAGACGUCAGUCGUCAGUCUUCACUGCAGACGUCAGUCGUCAGUCUUCGCUGCAUACGUCAGUCUUCACUGCAGAAGUCAGUCUUCGCUGCAGACGUCAGUCUUCGCUGCAGACGUCAAUCUUCGCUGCAGACGUCAGUCUUCGCUGCAGACGUCAGCCUUCGCUGCAGACGUCAGCCUUCGCUGCAGACGUCAUUCUUCACUUCAGACGUCAGUCUUCACUGCAGACGUCAGUCUUCGCUGCAGACGUCAGCCUUUGCUGCAGACGUCAGUCUUCGCUGCAGACGUCAGUCUUCACUUCAGACGUCAGUCUUCGCUGCAGACGUCAGUCUUCGCUGCAGACGUCAGUCUUCGCUGCAGACGUCAGUCUUCGCUGCAGACGUCAGCCUUCUCUGCAGACGUCAGUCGUCAGUUUUCACUGCAGACGUCAGUCGUCAGUUUUCACUGCAGACGUCAGUCGUCAGUCUUCGCUGCAGUUGUCAGUCUUCGCUGCAGACGUCAGCCUUCACUGCAGACGUCAGUCGUCAGUCUUCACUGCAGACGUCAGUCGUCAGUCUUCGCUGCAGACGUCAGUCUUCGCUGCAGACGUCAGUCUUCGCUGCAGACGUCAGCCUUCUCUGCAGACGUCAGCCUUCACUGCAGACGUCAGUCGUCAGUCUUCACUGCAGACGUCAGUCGUCAGUCUUUGCUGCAGACGUCAGUCUUCACUGCAGACGUCAGUCUUCGCUGCAGACGUCAGUCUUCGUUGCAGACGUCAGUCUUCACUUCAGACGUCAGUCUUCGCUGCAGACGUCAGUCUUCGCUGCAGACGUCAGUCUUCGCUGCAGACACGUCAGUCGUCAGUCUUCGCUGCAGACGUCAGUCGUCAGUCUUCGCUGCAGACGUCAGUCUUCGCUGCAGACGUCAGUCUUCGCUGCAGACGUCAGCCUUUGCUGCAGACGUCAGUCUUCGCUGCAGACGUCAGUCUUCGCUGCAGACGUCAGCCUUCACUGCAGACGUCAGUCGUCAGUCUUCACCUCAGACGUCAGCCUUCGCUGCAGACGUCAGCCUUCGCUGCAGAAGUCAGUCUUCACUGCAGACGUCAGCCUUCGCUGCAGACGUCAUUCUUCACUUCAGACGUCAGUCUUCACUGCAGACGUCAGUCUUCACUUCAGACGUCAGUCUUCGCUGCAGACGUCAGUCUUCGCUGCAGACGUCAGUCUUCGCUGCAGACGUCAGCCUUCUCUGCAGACGUCAGUCUUCGCUGCAGACGUCAGUCGUCAGUCUUCACUGCAGACGUCAGUCGUCAGUCUUCGCUGCAGACGUCAGUCUUCGCUGCAGACGUCAGUCUUCGCUGCAGACGUCAGUCUUCGCUGCAGACGUCAGCCUUCUCUGCAGACGUCAGCCUUCACUGCAGACGUCAGUCGUCAGUCUUCACUGCAGACGUCAGUCGUCAGUCUUUGCUGCAGACGUCAGUCUUCACUGCAGACGUCAGUCUUCGCUGCAGACGUCAGUCUUCGCUGCAGACGUCAGCCUUCGCUGCAGACGUCAGCCUUCGCUGCAGACGUCAGCCUUCGCUGCAGACGUCAUUCUUCACUUCAGACGUCAGUCUUCACUGCAGACGUCAGUCUUCACUUCAGACGUCAGUCUUCGCUGCAGACGUCAGUCUUCGCUGCAGAUGUCAGUCUUCGCUGCAGACGUCAGCCUUCCCUGCAGACGUCAGCCUUCACUGCAGACGUCAGUCGUCAGUCUUCACUGCAGACGUCAGUGGUCAGUCUUCGCUGCAGACGUCAGUCUUCACUGCAGACGUCAGUCUUCGCUGCAGACGUCAGCCUUCGCUGCAGACGUCAGCCUUCGCUGCAGACGUCAGCCUUCGCUGCAGACGUCAGCCUUCGCUGCAGACGUCAGCCUUCGCUGCAGACGUCAGCCUUCGCUGUAGACGUCAUUCUUCACUUCAGACGUCAGUCUUCACUGCAGACGUCAGUCUUCGCUGCAGACGUCAGCCUUCGCUGCAGACGUCAGUCGUCAGUCUUCACUGGAGACGUCAGUCUUCGCUGCAGACGUCAGUCGUCAGUCUUCGCUGCAGACGUCAGCCUUCACUGCAGACGUCAGUCUUCGCUGCAGACGUCAGCCUUCACUGCAGACGUCAGUCGUCAGUCUUCACUGCAGACGUCAGUCUUCGCUGCAGACGUCAGUCGUCAGUCUUCGCUGGAGACGUCAGCCUUCGCUGCAGACGUCAGUCUUCGCUGCAGACGUCAGCCUUCUCUGCAGACGUCAGCCUUCACUGCAGACGUCAGUCGUCAGUCUUCACUGGAGACGUCAGCCUUCGCUGCAGACGUCAGUCUUCGCUGCAGACGUCAGCCUUCUCUGCAGACGUCAGCCUUCACUGCAGACGUCAGUCGUCAGUCUUCACUGCAGACGUCAGUCUUCGCUGCAGACGUCAGUCGUCAGUCUUCGCUGCAGACGUCAGCCUUCACUGCAGACGUCAGUCUUCGCUGCAGACGUCAGUCUUCGCUGCAGACGUCAGUCUUCACUUCAGACGUCAGUCUUCGCUGCAGACGUCAGUUUUCGCUGCAGACGUCAGUCUUCGCUGCAGACGUCAGUCUUCGCUGCAGACGUCAGCCUUCUCUGCAGACGUCAGCCUUCACUGAAGACGUCAGUCGUCAGUCUUCGCUGCAGACGUCAGUCGUCAGUCUUCGCUGCAGACGUCAGUCUUCGCUGCAGACGUCAGUCUUCGCUGCAGACGUCAGCCUUCGCUGCAGACGUCAGUCUUCGCUGCAGACGUCAGCCUUCACUGCAGACGUCAGUCUUCGCUGCAGACGUCAGUCUUCGCUGCAGACGUCAGUCUUCACUUCAGACGUCAGUCUUCGCUGCAGACGUCAGCCUUCACUGAAGACGUCAGUCGUCAGUCUUCGCUGCAGACGUCAGUCUUCGCUGCAGACGUCAGUCUUCGCUGCAGACGUCAGUCUUCACUGCAGACGUCAGUCUUCGCUGCAGACGUCAGCCUUCGCUGCAGACGUCAGCCUUCGCUGCAGACGUCAGCCUUCGCUGCAGACGUCAGCCUUCGCUGCAGACGUCAGCCUUCGCUGCAGACGUCAUUCUUCACUUCAGACGUCAGUCUUCACUGCAGACGUCAGUCUUCGCUGCAGACGUCAGUCUUCGCUGCAGACGUCAGUCUUCGCUGCAGACGUCAGUCUUCGCUGCAGACGUCAGCCUUCGCUGCAGACGUCAGUCUUCGCUGCAGACGUCAGCCUUCGCUGCAGACGUCAGUCUUCGCUGCAGACGUCAGUCUUCGCUGCAGACGUCAGUCUUCACUUCAGACGUCAGUCUUCGCUGCAGACGUCAGCCUUCACUGAAGACGUCAGUCGUCAGUCUUCGCUGCAGACGUCAGUCGUCAGUCUUCGCUGCAGACGUCAGUCUUCGCUGCAGACGUCAGUCUUCGCUGCAGACGUCAGUCUUCGCUGCAGACGUCAGCCUUCGCUGCAGACGUCAGCCUUCGCUGCAGACGUCAGCCUUCGCUGCAGACGUCAGCCUUCGCUGCAGACGUCAGCCUUUGCUGCAGACGUCAGCCUUCGCUGCAGACGUCAUUCUUCACUUCAGACGUCAGUCUUCACUGCAGACGAAGGUCUUCGCUGCAGACGUCAGCCUUCGCUGCAGACGUUAGUCUUCACUGCAGACGUCAGUCUUCGCUGCAGACGUCAGCCUUCACUGCAGACGUCAGUCGUCAGUCUUCACUGCAGACGUCAGCCUUCGCUGCAGACGUCAGUCUUCGCUGCAGACGUCAGCCUUCUCUGCAGACGUCAGCCUUCACUGCAGACGUCAGUCGUCAGUCUUCACUGCAGACGUCAGUCUUCGCUGCAGACGUCAGUCGUCAGUCUUCGCUGCAGACGUCAGCCUUCACUGCAGACGUCAGCCUUCACUGCAGACGUCAGUCUUCGCUGCAGACGUCAGUCUUCGCUGCAGACGUCAGUCUUCACUUCAGACGUCAGUCUUCGCUGCAGACGUCAGUCUUCGCUGCAGACGUCAGUCUUCGCUGCAGACGUCAGCCUUCUCUGCAGACGUCAGCCUUCACUGAAGACGUCAGUCGUCAGUCUUCGCUGCAGACGUCAGCCUUCGCUGCAGACGUCAGUCUUCGCUGCAGACGUCAGCCUUCACUGCAGACGUCAGUCUUCGCUGCAGACGUCAGUCUUCGCUGCAGACGUCAGUCUUCACUUCAGACGUCAGUCUUCGCUGCAGACGUCAGCCUUCACUGAAGACGUCAGUCGUCAGUCUUCGCUGCAGACGUCAGUCGUCAGUCUUCGCUGCAGACGUCAGUCUUCGCUGCAGACGUCAGUCUUCGCUGCAGACGUCAGCCUUCGCUGCAGACGUCAGUCUUCGCUGCAGACGUCAGCCUUCACUGCAGACGUCAGUCGUCAGUCUUCACUGCAGACGUCAGCCUUCGCUGCAGACGUCAGCCUUCGCUGCAGACGUCAGCCUUCACUGCAGACGUCAGCCUUCACUGCAGACGUCAGUCGUCAGUCUUCACUGCAGACGUCAGUCUUCGCUGCAGACGUCAGCCUUCGCUGCAGACGUCAGUCGUCAGUCUUCACUGCAGACGUCAGUCUUCGCUGCAGACGUCAGCCUUCGCUGCAGACGUCCGUCUUCGCUGCAGACGUCAGUCUUCGCUGCAGACGUCAGUCUUCGCUGCAGACGUCAGCCUUCGCUGCAGACGUCAGCCUUCGCUGCAGACGUCAGCCUUCGCUGCAGACGUCAGCCUUCGCUGCAGACGUCAGUCUUCGCUGCAGACGUCAGUCUUCGCUGCAGACGUCAGUCGUCAGUCUUCACUGCAGAUGCCAGUCUUCGCUGCAGACGUCAGCCUUCGCUGCAGACGUCAGCCUUCGCUGCAGACGUCAGCCUUCGCUGCAGACGUCAGCCUUCGCUGCAGACCUCAGCCUUCUCUGCAGACGUCAGUCUUCGCUGCAGACGUCAGUCUUCGCUGCAGACGUCAGCCUUCGCUGCAGACGUCAGCCUUCGCUGCAGACGUCAGCCUUCGCUGCAGACGUCAGCCUUCGCUGCAGACGUCAGCCUUCGCUGCAGACGUCAGUCUUCGCUGCAGACGUCAGUCUUCGCUGCAGACGUCAGUCUUCGCUCCAGACGUCAGCCUUCUCUGCAGACGUCAGCCUUCACUGCAGACGUCAGUCGUCAGUCUUCACUGCAGACGUCAGUCGUCAGUCUUCGCUGCAGACGUCAGUCUUCGCUGCAGACGUCAGCCUUCGCUGCAGACGUCAGCCUUCGCUGCAGACGUCAGCCUUCGCUGCAGACGUCAGCCUUCGCUGCAGACGUCAGCCUUCGCUGCAGAUGUCAGCCUUCGCUGCAGACGUCAGCCUUCGCUGCAGACGUCAGCCUUCGCUGCAGACGUCAGCCUUCACUGCAGACGUCAGUCGUCAGUCUUCACUGCAGACGCCAGUCUUCGCUGCAGACGUCAGCCUUCGCUGCAGACGUCAGCCUUCGCUGCAGACGUCAGCCUUCGCUGCAGACGUCAGCCUUCGCUGCAGACGUCAGCCUUCGCUGCAGACGUCAGUCUUCGCUGCAGACACGUCAGUCUUCACUGCAGACGUCAGUCUUCACUUCAGUCGUCAGUCUUCGCUGCAGACGUCAGUCUUCGCUGCAGACGUCAGUCUUCGCUGCAGACGUCAGCCUUCGCUGCAGACGUCAGUCUUCGCUGCAGACGUCAGCCUUCACUGCAGACGUCAGUCUUCGCUGCAGACGUCAGUCUUCGCUGCAGACGUCAGUCUUCACUUCAGACGUCAGUCUUCGCUGCAGACGUCAGCCUUCACUGAAGACGUCAGUCGUCAGUCUUCGCUGCAGACGUCAGUCGUCAGUCUUCGCUGCAGACGUCAGUCUUCGCUGCAGACGUCAGUCUUCGCUGCAGACGUCAGUCUUCGCUGCAGACGUCAGCCUUCGCUGCAGACGUCAGUCUUCGCUGCAGACGUCAGCCUUCACUGCAGACGUCAGUCGUCAGUCUUCACUGCAGACGUCAGCCUUCGCUGCAGACGUCAGCCUUCGCUGCAGACGUCAGCCUUCACUGCAGACGUCAGCCUUCACUGCAGACGUCAGUCGUCAGUCUUUGCUGCAGACGUCAGCCUUCGCUGCAGACGUCAGCCUUCGCUGCAGACGUCCGUCUUCGCUGCAGACGUCAGUCUUCGCUGCAGACGUCAGUCUUCGCUGCAGACGUCAGCCUUCGCUGCAGACGUCAGCCUUCGCUGCAGACGUCAGCCUUCGCUGCAGACGUCAGUCUUCGCUGCAGACGUCAGUCUUCGCUGCAGACGUCAGUCUUCGCUGCAGACGUCAGUCUUCGCUGCAGACGUCAGUCGUCAGUCUUCACUGCAGACGUCAGCCUUCGCUGCAGACGUCAGUCUUCGCUGCAGACGUCAGCCUUCUCUGCAGACGUCAGCCUUCACUGCAGACGUCAGUCGUCAGUCUUCACUGCAGACGUCAGUCUUCGCUGCAGACGUCAGUCGUCAGUCUUCGCUGCAGACGUCAGCCUUCACUGCAGACGUCAGCCUUCACUGCAGACGUCAGUCUUCGCUGCAGACGUCAGUCUUCGCUGCAGACGUCAGUCUUCACUUCAGACGUCAGUCUUCGCUGCAGACGUCAGUCUUCGCUGCAGACGUCAGUCUUCGCUGCAGACGUCAGCCUUCUCUGCAGACGUCAGCCUUCACUGAAGACGUCAGUCGUCAGUCUUCGCUGCAGACGUCAGCCUUCGCUGCAGACGUCAGUCUUCGCUGCAGACGUCAGCCUUCACUGCAGACGUCAGUCUUCGCUGCAGACGUCAGUCUUCGCUGCAGACACGUCAGUCGUCAGUCUUCGCUGCAGACGUCAGUCUUCGCUGCAGACGUCAGUCUUCGCUGCAGACGUCAGCCUUCGCUGCAGACGUCAGUCUUCGCUGCAGACGUCAGCCUUCACUGCAGACGUCAGUCGUCAGUCUUCACUGCAGACGUCAGCCUUCGCUGCAGACGUCAGCCUUCGCUGCAGACGUCAGCCUUCACUGCAGACGUCAGCCUUCACUGCAGACGUCAGUCGUCAGUCUUCACUGCAGACGUCAGUCUUCGCUGCAGACGUCAGCCUUCGCUGCAGACGUCAGUCGUCAGUCUUCACUGCAGACGUCAGUCUUCGCUGCAGACGUCAGCCUUCGCUGCAGACGUCCGUCUUCGCUGCAGACGUCAGUCUUCGCUGCAGACGUCAGUCUUCGCUGCAGACGUCAGCCUUCGCUGCAGACGUCAGCCUUCGCUGCAGACGUCAGCCUUCGCUGCAGACGUCAGCCUUCGCUGCAGACGUCAGUCUUCGCUGCAGACGUCAGUCUUCGCUGCAGACGUCAGUCGUCAGUCUUCACUGCAGAUGCCAGUCUUCGCUGCAGACGUCGGCCUUCGCUGCAGACGUCAGCCUUCGCUGCAGACGUCAGCCUUCGCUGCAGACGUCAGCCUUCGCUGCAGACCUCAGCCUUCUCUGCAGACGUCAGUCUUCGCUGCAGACGUCAGUCUUCGCUGCAGACGUCAGCCUUCGCUGCAGACGUCAGCCUUCGCUGCAGACGUCAGCCUUCGCUGCAGACGUCAGUCAGUCAGCCUUCGCUGCAGACGUCAGCCUUCGCUGCAGACGUCAGCUUCGCUGCAGACGUCAGUCUUCGCUGCAGACGUCAGUCUUCGCUGCAGACGUCAGUCUUCGCUCAGACGUCAGCCUUCUCUGCAGACGUCAGCCUUCACUGCAGACGUCAGUCGUCAGUCUUCACUGCAGACGUCAGUCGUCAGUCUUCGCUGCAGACGUCAGUCUUCGCUGCAGACGUCAGCCUUCGCUGCAGACGUCAGCCUUCGCUGCAGACGUCAGCCUUCGCUGCAGACGUCAGCCUUCGCUGCAGACGUCAGCCUUCGCUGCAGAUGUCAGCCUUCGCUGCAGACGUCAGCCUUCGCUGCAGACGUCAGCCUUCGCUGCAGACGUCAGCCUUCACUGCAGACGUCAGUCGUCAGUCUUCACUGCAGACGCCAGUCUUCGCUGCAGACGUCAGCCUUCGCUGCAGACGUCAGCCUUCGCUGCAGACGUCAGCCUUCGCUGCAGACGUCAGCCUUCGCUGCAGACGUCAGUCUUCGCUGCAGACGUCAGCCUUCGCUGCAGACGUCAGCCUUCUCUGCAGACGUCAGUCUUCGCUGCAGACGUCAUUCUUCACUUCAGACGUCAGUCUUCACUGCAGACGUCAGUCUUCACUUCGUCGUCAGUCUUCGCUGCAGACGUCAGUCUUCGCUGCAGACGUCAGUCUUCGCUGCAGACGUCAGCCUUCGCUGCAGACGUCAGUCUUCGCUGCAGACGUCAGCCUUCACUGCAGACGUCAGUCUUCGCUGCAGACGUCAGUCUUCGCUGCAGACGUCAGUCUUCACUUCAGACGUCAGUCUUCGCUGCAGACGUCAGCCUUCACUGAAGACGUCAGUCGUCAGUCUUCGCUGCAGACGUCAGUCGUCAGUCUUCGCUGCAGACGUCAGUCUUCGCUGCAGACGUCAGUCUUCGCUGCAGACGUCAGUCUUCGCUGCAGACGUCAGCCUUCGCUGCAGACGUCAGUCUUCGCUGCAGACGUCAGCCUUCACUGCAGACGUCAGUCGUCAGUCUUCACUGCAGACGUCAGCCUUCGCUGCAGACGUCAGCCUUCGCUGCAGACGUCAGCCUUCACUGCAGACGUCAGCCUUCACUGCAGACGUCAGUCGUCAGUCUUUGCUGCAGACGUCAGCCUUCGCUGCAGACGUCAGCCUUCGCUGCAGACGUCCGUCUUCGCUGCAGACGUCAGUCUUCGCUGCAGACGUCAGUCUUCGCUGCAGACGUCAGCCUUCGCUGCAGACGUCAGCCUUCGCUGCAGACGUCAGCCUUCGCUGCAGACGUCAGUCUUCGCUGCAGACGUCAGUCUUCGCUGCAGACGUCAGUCUUCGCUGCAGACGUCAGUCGUCAGUCUUCACUGCAGACGCCAGUCUUCGCUGCAGACGUCAGCCUUCGCUGCAGACGUCAGCCUUCGCUGCAGACGUCAGCCUUCGCUGCAGACGUCAGCCUUCGCUGCAGACGUCAGCCUUCGCUGCAGACGUCAGUCUUCGCUGCAGACGUCAGCCUUCGCUGCAGACGUCAGCCUUCUCUGCAGACGUCAGUCUUCGCUGCAGACGUCAGUCUUCGCUGCAGACGUCAGCCUUCGCUGCAGACGUCAGCCUUUGCUGCAGACGUCAGCCUUCGCUGCAGACGUCAGUCUUCGCUGCAGACGUCAGUCUUCGCUGCAGACGUCAGUCUUCGCUGCAGACGUCAGCCUUCUCUGCAGACGUCAGCCUUCACUGCAGACGUCAGUCGUCAGUCUUCAAUGCAGACGUCAGUCGUCAGUCUUCGCUGCAGACGUCAGUCUUCACUGCAGACGUCAGUCUUCGCUGCAGACAUCAGCCUUCGCUGCAGACGUCAGCCUUCGCUGCAGACGUCAGCCUUCGCUGCAGACGUCAGCCUUUGCUGCAGACGUCAGCCUUCGCUGCAGACGUCAGUCUUCGCUGCAGACGUCAGCCUUCACUGCAGACGUCAGUCGUCAGUCUUCACUGCAGACGCCAGUCUUCGCUGCAGACGUCAGCCUUCGCUGCAGACGUCAGCCUUCGCUGCAGACGUCAGCCUUCGCUGCAGACGUCAGCCUUCGCUGCAGACGUCAGUCUUCGCUGCAGACGUCAGCCUUCGCUGCAGACGCCAGUCUUCGCUGCAGACGUCAGCCUUCGCUGCAGACGUCAGCCUUCGCUGCAGACGUCAGCCUUCGCUGCAGACGUCAGUCUUCGCUGCAGACGUCAGUCUUCGCUGCAGACGUCAGUCUUCGCUGCAGACGUCAGCCUUCUCUGCAGACGUCAGCCUUCACUGCAGACGUCAGUCGUCAGUCUUCGCUGCAGACGUCAGUCUUCACUGCAGACGUCAGUCUUCGCUGCAGACAUCAGCCUUCGCUGCAGACGUCAGCCUUCGCUGCAGACGUCAGCCUUCGCUGCAGACGUCAGCCUUCGCUGCAGACGUCAGCCUUCGCUGCAGACGUCAGUCUUCGCUGCAGACGUCAGCCUUCACUGCAGACGUCAGUCGUCAGUCUUCACUGCAGACGCCAGUCUUCGCUGCAGACGUCAGCCUUCGCUGCAGACGUCAGCCUUCGCUGCAGACGUCAGCCUUCGCUGCAGACGUCAGCCUUCGCUGCAGACGUCAGCCUUCGCUGCAGACGUCAGCCUUCGCUGCAGACGUCAGUCUUCGCUGCAGACGUCAGCCUUCGCUGCAGACGUCAGCCUUCUCUGCAGACGUCAGCCUUCGCUGCAGACGUCAGUCUUCGCUGCAGACGUCAGCCUUCGCUGCAGACGUCAGCCUUCGCUGCAGACGUCAGCCUUCGCUGCAGACGUCAGUCUUCACUUCAGACGUCAGUCUUCACUGCAGACGUCAGUCUUCACUUCAGACGUCAGUCUUCGCUGCAGACGUCAGUCUUCGCUGCAGACGUCAGUCUUCGCUGCAGACGUCAGCCUUCACUACAGACGUCAGUCGUCAGUCUUCACUGCAGACGUCAGUCUUCGCUGCAGACGUCAGUCUUCACUUCAGACGUCAGCCUUCGCUGCAGACGUCAUUCUUCACUUCAGACGUCAGUCUUCACUGCAGACGUCAGUCUUCACUUCAGACGUCAGUCUUCGCUGCAGACGUCAGCCUUCGCUGCAGACGUCAGUCUUCACUGCAGACGUCAGCCUUCGCUGCAGACGUCAGCCUUCGCUGCAGACGUCAGCCUUCGCUGCAGACGUCAGCCUUCGCUGCAGACGUCAGCCUUCGCUGCAGACGUCAGCCUUCGCUGCAGACGUCAUUCUUCACUUGAGACGUCAGUCUUCACUGCAGACGUCAGUCUUCGCUUCAGACGUCAGUCUUCGCUGCAGACGUCAGCCUUCGCUGCAGACGUCAGUCUUCGCUGCAGACGUCAGUCUUCGCUGCAGACGUCAGCCUUCGCUGCAGACGUCAGCCUUCUCUGCAGACGUCAGCCUUCACUGCAGACGUCAGUCGUCAGUCUUCACUGCAGACGUCAGUCUUCGCUGCAGACGUCAGUCUUCGCUGCAGACGUCAGUCUUCGCUGCAGACGUCAGUCUUCGCUGCAGACGUCAGCCUUCGCUGCAGACGUCAGCCUUCACUGCAGACGUCAGUCGUCAGUCUUCACUGCAGACGCCAGUCUUCGCUGCAGACGUCAGCCUUCGCUGCAGACGUCAGCCUUCGCUGCAGACGUCAGCCUUCGCUGCAGACGUCAGCCUUCGCUGCAGACGUCAGCCUUCGCUGCAGACGUCAGUCUUCGCUGCAGACGUCAGCCUUCGCUGCAGACGUCAGCCUUCUCUGCAGACGUCAGUCUUCGCUGCAGACGUCAGUCUUCGCUGCAGACGUCAGCCUUUGCUGCAGACGUCAGCCUUCGCUGCAGACGUCAGCCUUCGCUGCAGACGUCAGCCUUCGCUGCAGACGUCAGCCUUCGCUGCAGACGUCAGCCUUCGCUGCAGACGUCAGUCUUCGCUUCAGACGUCAGUCUUCACUGCAGACGUCAGUCUUCGCUUCAGACGUCAGUCUUCGCUGCAGACGUCAGUCUUCGCUGCAGACGUCAGUCUUCGCUGCAGACGUCAGCCUUCACUACAGACGUCAGUCGUCAGUCUUCACUGCAGACGUCAGUCUUCGCUGCAGACGUCAGUCUUCACUUCAGACGUCAGCCUUCGCUGCAGACGUCAUUCUUCACUUCAGACGUCAGUCUUCACUGCAGACGUCAGUCUUCACUUCAGACGUCAGUCUUCGCUGCAGACGUCAGCCUUCGCUGCAGACGUCAGCCUUCGCUGCAGACGUCAGCCUUCGCUGCAGACGUCAGCCUUCGCUGCAGACGUCAUUCUUCACUUGAGACGUCAGUCUUCACUGCAGACGUCAGUCUUCACUUCUGACGUCAGUCUUCGCUGCAGACGUCAGCCUUCGCUGCAGACGUCAGUCUUCACUGCAGACGUCAGUCUUCGCUGCAGACGUCAGUCUUCGCUGCAGACGUCAGCCUUCUCUGCAGACGUCAGCCUUCACUGCAGACGUCAGUCGUCAGUCUUCACUGCAGACGUCAGUCUUCGCUGCAGACGUCAGUCUUCGCUGCAGACGUCAGUCUUCGCUGCAGACGUCAGUCUUCGCUGCAGACGUCAGUCUUCGCUGCAGACGUCAGCCUUCGCUGCAGACGUCAGCCUUCUCUGCAGACGUCAGUCUUCACUGCAGACGUCAGUCUUCACUUCAGACGUCAGUCUUCGCUGCAGACGUCAGUCUUCGCUGCAGAUGUCAGUCUUCGCUGCAGACGUCAGCCUUCUCUGCAGACGUCAGCCUUCACUGCAGACGUCAGUCGUCAGUCUUCACUGCAGACGUCAGUCGUCAGUCUUCGCUGCAGACGUCAGUCUUCACUGCAGACGUCAGUCUUCGCUGCAGACGUCAGUCUUCGCUGCAGACGUCAACCUUCGCUGCAGACGUCAGCCUUCGCUGCAGACGUCAGCCUUCGCUGCAGACGUCAGCCUUCGCUGCAGACGUCAGCCUUCGCUGCAGACGUCAGUCUUCGCUGCAGACGUCAGUUUUCGCUGCAGACGUCAGUCUUCGCUGCAGACGUCAGCCUUCUCUGCAGACGUCAGCCUUCACUGCAGACGUCAGUCGUCAGUCUUCACUGCAGACGUCAGUCGUCAGUCUUCGCUGCAGACGUCAGUCUUCACUGCAGACGUCAGUCUUCGCUGCAGACGUCAGCCUUCGCUGCAGACGUCAGCCUUCGCUGCAGACGUCAGCCUUCGCUGCAGACGUCAGCCUUCGCUGCAGACGUCAGCCUUCGCUGCAGACGUCAGCCUUCGCUGCAGACGUCAGCCUUCGCUGCAGACGUCAGCCUUCGCUGCAGACGUCAGCCUUCGCUGCAGACGUCAUUCUUCGCUUCAGACGUCAGUCUUCACUGCAGACGUCAGUCUUCACUUCAGACGUCAGUCUUCGCUGCAGACGUCAGUCUUCGCUGCAGACGUCAGCCUUCUCUGCAGACGUCAGCCUUCACUGCAGACGUCAUUCGUCAGUCUUCACUGCAGACGUCAGUCGUCAGUCUUCGCUGCAGACGUCAGUCUUCGCUGCAGACAUCAGUCUUCGCUGCAGACGUCAGUCUUCGCUGCAGACGUCAGUCUUCGCUGCAGACGUCAGCCUUCUCUGCAGACGUCAGCCUUCACUGCAGACGUCAGUCGUCAGUCUUCACUGCAGACGUCAGUCGUCAGUCUUUGCUGCAGACGUCAGUCUUCACUGCAGACGUCAGCCUUCGCUGCAGACGUCAGUCUUCACUGCAGACGUCAGUCUUCGCUGCAGACGUCAGUCUUCGCUGCAGACGUCAGCCUUCGCUGCAGACGUCAGCCUUCGCUGCAGACGUCAGCCUUCGCUGCAGACGUCAGCCUUCGCUGCAGACGUCAGCCUUCGCUGCAGACGUCAGCCUUCGCUGCAGACGUCAGCCUUCGCUGCAGACGUCAGCCUUCGCUGCAGACGUCAGUCUUCGCUGCAGACGUCAGUCUUCGCUGCAGACGUCAGCCUUCGCUGCAGACGUCAGCCUUCGCUGUAGACGUCAGCCUUCGCUGCAGACACGUCAGUCUUCACUUCAGACGUCAGUCUUCGCUGCAGACGUCAGUCUUCACUGCAGACGUCAGUCUUCGCUGCAGACGUCAGCCUUCUCUGCAGACGUCAGCCUUCACUGCAGACGUCAGUCGUCAGUCUUCACUGCAGACGUCAGUCUUCGCUGCAGACACGUCAGCCUUCGCUGCAGACGUCAACCUUCGCUGCAGACGUCAGUCUUCGCUGCAGACGUCAGCCUUCUCUGCAGACGUCAGCCUUCACUGCAGACGUCAGUCGUCAGUCUUCACUGCAGACGUCAGUCUUCGCUGCAGACGUCAGUCUUCACUGCAGCCGUCAGUCUUCGCUGCAGACGUUAGUCUUCGCUGCAGACGUCAGCCUUCGCUGCAGACGUCAACCUUCGCUGCAGACGUCAGUCUUCGCUGCAGACGUCAGCCUUCGCUGCAGACGUCAGCCUUCGCUGCAGACGUCAUUCUUCACUUCAGACGUCAGUCUUCACUGCAGACGUCAGUCUUCACUUCAGACGUCAGUCUUCGCUGCAGACGUCAGUCUUCGCUGCAGACGUCAGUCUUCGCUGCAGACGUCAGUCUUCGCUGCAGACGUCAGUCUUCGCUGCAGACGUCAGCCUUCUCUGCAGACGUCAGCCUUCACUGCAGACGUCAGUCGUCAGUCUUCACUGCAGACGUCAGUCGUCAGUCUUCGCUGCAGACGUCAGUCUUCGCUGCAGACGUCAGUCUUCGCUGCAGACGUCAGUCUUCGCUGUAG
This is a messenger RNA of Knipowitschia caucasica, 18399 nucleotides long. Lineage: Eukaryota; Metazoa; Chordata; Actinopteri; Gobiiformes; Gobiidae. The record is from the annotation of a GenBank genome assembly.